AGAGUAAUAGAAUUUACUGGAGCAUUUCUUAGUCCGAAGCUUUAUAAAAGUAAAAUAGGUCACAGUGUCUUCAGUUCACAAACAAAUUUCAAGUGCAAAAGACCAGAUCAUGAUGAAUUUAUGAUGCAUAUUAAAUUAAUUAUCGGUGUGCUAUUGAUUUCAGAGUGCUUCGCAAAAAAGUACCAAGACAAUUCUUCUCGAUACUUGUCACCAAGCAUGCCUUGUCGUUCAUCGCUUUGCAGUUUUGUUGAAAGAUUUCAUUCUUACAAUUCUCCACGUCUGGCAUUGCGGUAUGACUCAGAUACAAAUUUAGCUAGAAGUUAUUAUGGCUACGGUACUCCUGCAUUUUACUCAACAUUUGAUCCAAUAAGUGUACUUGCAUCAUUAGCGUUUCUCGCCUUCUUGCUUCAGUCAUUUAUGUCACUUUUUGACAGGUCACGAUCAAUGAUACCUACAAUCGUCACCAACAGAUCUGUUCCUCGUAACCAAAUUCCUGAUCCAAUAGAACUCAUUAUGCAGGCUCUUGACGAAUAUGAAAUAUUCGAUAAUGUACCAGACAAAAAGGAACGGGGCAAAACUUGAUCCUACUAUAAGCUAUGAUAACAACGAUAGUAAUAAUAAGAAGAAGAAGAAAAA
Molecule: messenger RNA, 636 nt
Organism: Cotesia glomerata
Lineage: Eukaryota; Metazoa; Arthropoda; Insecta; Hymenoptera; Braconidae
Exons: 3
Coding region: 121-582 (153 amino acids)
Source: RefSeq, a predicted model, not a curated record